Molecule: messenger RNA, 1613 nt
Organism: Hypoxylon trugodes
Lineage: Eukaryota; Fungi; Ascomycota; Sordariomycetes; Xylariales; Hypoxylaceae
Exons: 2
Coding region: 199-1533 (444 amino acids)
Source: RefSeq, a predicted model, not a curated record
UCUCAGUCCAUCUUUUCCGUCAAGGAUGGAUCCGAGAUCUCUCACAACCGUCGCGCUAGUCGCCGACGAACUGGGCCUCUAUCCGCUCAGCAGAGGGAAAAGGCUGCAUUGAUCCGGAAGCUGGGCGCGUGCUCAGAUUGCAGGAGGCGGCGGGUUGCUGUAAGUCACACAUUACGAUCUACCUAAUCCUUUGUUUUUAUGCUACCAACAAAAUGCUCACAUGAUCCUGACCCCUUCAAAAAGUGUCACCCCAACCAUCAUAAUAUGACGUGGGAAGACGCUAUGCGCAAGUAUCGCUCUUCUAGUCCCUUACAGGAUCUUGCGCCCCUGGCUGGUCGUCCGAUCAGCCCCGCGUCCAACCAUGUUAGACAUCAUUUCACCCAAGAUCCCCAGGAGAUGGAGAUUGACUCCACCCCCGCUACUCCUAAUAAUGCCCAGAGCACACCAGGUCGUCCACCGCUCAGCGACGCGAGAAUCCGGACACCGCUACCUUCGGGCCCACGGCUAGAGAAACCCGUCUCUACUUCCCCUCUGGCCGCAGUUGCUCCAGCGUCAAGCCACUAUACACCUUUACCAAGCAUCAAUUCCGUCAAGACAGAGCUAGAGAAUAGUGCCUUGAAGAUUCUCUCGUCGCCGUACCGCAGCCGCUACAGUAGCGUGUGCGCGCUCCUAAUUUAUUGGCAAGACGACGAAAAUCCUGGAGUGGCGAGCGCAGUGGAAGAAUUGGCCAUUGUUCUCGACAAGUGUUAUCACUACACUCCCGAAAUCCUCAAGAUUCCGUCAUCUGCGUCAGACGGUUGUACUAAUUCGUGGAGAUGGCUCUCGAGGAUCAUCAACGACUUUACGGACAAGGGCGACACCAGGGACGUUCUGAAAAUUGUAUAUUAUAAUGGCUAUAGUUUCCUGGAUGAGCAUAGGGAGAUGGUUCUAGCGAGUUCUCGAGACCGCGCGAAAGCUUCGACUAUUCGAUGGAGCGGUAUUCAACAAAUAUUAGAGGAAGCUCGUUCGGAUACGCUCAUUGUGAUGGAUUCUGCGUAUUUUCCGUCUUCUAAGAUGGUUCGGCAGAAGGGAAUGCUGGAACUCAUUGCAGCCUCGUCUUCGGAAGAUUACUUCGAUGUUUUGGACCGAAAUAGCUUCACCAGGACACUAUCCGAUCAACUUCGAACACGGGCCGCCCAACGCUUUCCGAAUGCCCUGUCAGCCGCCGAAUUGCACUCGAAACUCCUAUCUAUCUAUCCUAAAAUCAUCCAAGACAAACAUCCGGAAAAGGGACUAACCAUAGGUUUCCCUUCGCCGCUACACAUCCAGAUUUCUGGUAACUCGAGGUUACCUUCGAUUACGUUAUCUCCGCCGCAACCACCACCACGGACGAUUUAUAGUCCAGAGAAUCACCACGGCCCUCAAUUGACACUGUCAAUGCGGUUAACUGAAGAAAAUCUCAAUAUUGAGAGCUGGGCCGAAUGGCUUCGUAUGAUGCCGGAAGGGAUCAAAGACGUCAAAGUCGAAGGUCCAUACACUGCUACGUUUAGGUGACGAUGUAUCACCCAACCAAUACGUUUUUUUAUGUAAUCUUUUUAAAUGCGCCAAUCUGCCACGAGACCACGAUAAGCGAC